UUCAUUUAGUUGGACUACUUUCUUAACUACAAACCUAAUGCAUUUUCUUGUAUAUUAACAGCAGUAUCUGACAGAACAAUGGGUUCGGUGGUUGGCAAGGUCAUGGAAGAGAACUUCAAGAAGCAACAAGUGUUUAUGGAGAAAAGUCAGUCAGAAAUGUUGGAGCGACAAAUACAAAUGCAGAAUCAGAUGCGAGAACGUCAGGCAGCUAUGAUGUUAGCAAGAUCUCGAGAUAUGUUUCAGUGGUGGUGUGCAUUCUACACAACCAUUGCUGUAAUGGGAAUUGCAGGUUUUGCCAAGAAGAAGAACCCUGCAGCAUUAGUACCACUGGUUCCCUUUGGUUUUAUACUAGGCUAUCAGUAUGACUUAGCUUACAGUACCAAGAUGCAAAGGUGUAGAGAUGAAGCAGAAAGAAUAAUGAUAAAUGAAGGCAGCUACAUACAGUUACCCAAUGGUCUACCAACAUUAAAAAGUAUUGAUGCAGGGAGACAAAAGGGAAAAUAAACCUUCAUUUAUUUUAUAAAACACAAUCAACAAAAAAUACUUAUAAUUGUGACUGUGUGUUUGUAUACAUUCAUUAGUAGUGCCAUUUUAAAGUAGCUCAUCUUCAGAUUCAUGCUACUUUUUACAACACUUAGAAAUUAAAGUAGGAAUUUUAACAACUUUUGUGAAGUGUACAAAAUGAAGCUUACAGACUUGAUCAUCCACAGAAGUUAUCUUUUAAAAUAUUGAAAUAUGUAGGUAUAACUCUAACUCCAUAGUUAAUAGGAUGUAGCUGUUAUAUAAAAUUUGAAUAUGUAAAUUUAGUCAUAAUUUAAAGAAUAAAAAGUAAAUCUGUGUAAGUCAGCUCCUAAAUAAUGUUAUAUUUGAUGUAAGCAUAAGAAGAUCUUAACUUUAGUUACAUUACUUCAGUAACAUUGGGUACACACUUGAAUCUGAAAUAUUUGCACAUUUUGUAAACUUGUUACUUAUAGAGUUUAGUCCUUAACUAGAAAUUUGUUGACUCAUCUUGGAACUUAAAGCAGCAUGCCUCCAGAUUCAUGUUAAUUUCCAUGAUUUUUUUCAAUGUACAUUGUAUUUAAAAAUGAAAUAUUGUGAAGUGAACAAAGGCACUUAUCGGUAGAAGCCACAUGAAUUACUGUGUUUGUCACACAGUAGAAGAAAUAUAGUGAUUAAUAGUGCAAAAUCAGUUAUUAAAUGCACAUUAACUGUAAAUUAAAUCUUUAAUAUUGAAUAUUUUUACUUUUCUUAAAAUAUUAGUACAUGUACAUUUUUUUCUCAAGUUUGAUUUUCUUGAAAUAUUUUGCAGCUUUAACUGUAAACUUGAUUUUUUUUAAAAAAGAGAAAUGAUGUUUCUAUAAAUAGAAUGCAUGAUUAUGUUAUCAGUCUAUGUGUUAUUUCAUAUCAAAAUUACAACUAUUUCAACAACACAAGCUAAUCUUGUGGUAUGUAGAUUAGAUUUAAUCAUGACAUAGAAUUUGUAUGUGCUGAUUUUGUUUUGAUAUGUGUAUUUAAAAUGUUUUUGCCGAUUAAGCAAUAAAUGCUUUACAUGUUUUUACAUUGCAAGAACAUUUAUAUAUCUCUUUAAGUGUAAUAUUAAAAUAGGAUGAAUAUGCCUUGAUAAAUUAAGAUAAUAAAAGAAUUUUUGGUGCAUUUACAUGUAUUUGUUACCUUUUGACCUAUAACUCCUUUUAUGCCAAUUCUUCUAUAUGCCAUACAUAUUUAUAUAACAAAAAUACAAUGUAUUUAUAUUAUGUGUACAUACAUAUUUAUAUUUUAUAAGUGAUGUCUACAUGUUUUCUAUGAAGAUAUUUGUUUAGAAUUUAAUGUGCAAGUAGGUUCAAGUAAGCAUAUGAAAUUGCAAAGAUCUUUAAAUUGGGGGGGGGGGGAACUUUUAAAAAACAACAAGUAAAUGGAAUGAAAAUUUCAUUAUUUUUUUUAAAGAUUUUAUGUGGCAUUUUAUGUACCUUAGUACAUGUCAAUAAAACUGGAAUCAGAUAAUGUAUUCAUGGUUUCGUAUUUCUUAUUAAAGACAUGAAAAUAUACGUUCAGCAUAAUGUUACUGUGCCAGUCCGGCUGCACAUUUUUCUAACUCCAAAUCAAAUGAAGUACUGGUAUCGUCGGGUUUAAUUAAUUGCUAUAAUUGUAAUUCCCAUAUUCUCAGGGACAUAAAUGUUACAUUGUUUCUUUUCUCAGAAUGAGCAAACAUUAUGUUCCUAUGAAUUUACAGAUUAUCUAGUGUUUCCUUGAAAUAUUUAAAUAUUAAUAAACCCUUCUGAAAUACAUGUAGUAAUGUAAAUUGACUUAUACUGCUUGGAUUUGGGAUUAUUGUCACCUUAGUGCAAGAACUGAUUAACUCCUAUUUAAUUAAGAAGGACUUAAUCCAUUACUGCAUUAAGGUAAGGAUAUGCUGACUGCAAAUUUUAAGUAUUUUACAAACACCAUCACUUGGACAUGCUGGAUUGAAUAUUUCUCUAUACUGCAGGCAAAGGCCUUCCUUAUUGUGUCUGUUAGUCUGUCAACUAUUUCAAAUUCUUAUAUAGACUGUAUAUUUAUAUCUUGUUAGUUAAAACUUGUUUUUUGGAUGAAAUUUGUAUAAAAUUAAAAGAUUGAAAUAGUU
Molecule: messenger RNA, 2620 nt
Organism: Ruditapes philippinarum (Manila clam)
Lineage: Eukaryota; Metazoa; Mollusca; Bivalvia; Venerida; Veneridae
Product: plasminogen receptor (KT)-like
Exons: 4
Coding region: 79-504 (141 amino acids)
Biological process (GO): positive regulation of plasminogen activation
Cellular component (GO): plasma membrane
Source: RefSeq, a predicted model, not a curated record